AUGGCGGCAAACAAUUUAACAGGAGAUGAAAUGCAGAUAAGAACAUUUCAAGAACUGGUAUGCUCUCCCUCUUUUACAGUUAGAUUACAACAACCAUCAAUUUAUCUCGCAAUGGUAAACUUAUUCUUCACCCUCACUGCAAUUCUUGGAAAUUCUCUAAUCCUACUUGCUCUUUGCAAAGAAUCUUCCCUUCAUCCUCCGUCCAAACUGUUGUACCGUAAGCUGCCGACAACUGAUCUGUUGGUUGGUCUUGUUACCCAGCCUCUCAGUGCCACUUAUCAGAUUUCUUCAGUUUACAAACACUGGAAUAUUUGUAGAUACGCCAGAGGUGUCGGUUAUUUAACAAGCUAUGGAUUAUGUGGAGUAUCUUUAUUGACAAUGACGGUCAUAAGCGUCGACAGACUUCUCGCCUUGUUGUUGGGGCUGAGAUACAGACAAAUUGUAACUUUGAAGCGCACCUAUAUAAUAUUAACUACCGUUUGGGUUUUCUCUGCUGUCGCUGCUCUAUCCUACGUUUUAAAUCAACGCAUAGCCUUUUGGUUUUUAUACAUAACUGUACCGGUUUGUUUAGCAAUCUCAAUCAUCUCGUACACAAAGAUUUUCCUCAGUUUACGUUAUCACAAGGCACAAGUACGACAACAAUCGAGCCAACCAAAUUCACUGAACAUUUUGCGAUACAGAAAGGCAGUGUACAGUGCACUAUGGGUGCAGCUAGCACUAGUUGUUUGUUAUGCACCAUAUUUUAUAGUUGAAAGUUUGACAGCUCGUAGAAAAGCAUUAUCAUCAUAUUUAGUCGUCAUCAGAGGAAUAGUGGUAGCCUUACUAUACUUCAACUCCACCUUGAAUCCGUUUCUUUAUUGCUGGAAGAUCAGUGACGUGAGAAAAGCAGCAAAGCAGACAAUCAGACAAGCGCUUUCCUGUACAUGUCCAUGCAGUUAG
Messenger RNA from Stylophora pistillata, 939 nucleotides. Its product is annotated as histamine H2 receptor-like. NCBI's taxonomy places the organism in Eukaryota, Metazoa, Cnidaria, Anthozoa, Scleractinia, Pocilloporidae. The record is from RefSeq and is a predicted model, not a curated record.